Molecule: messenger RNA, 466 nt
Organism: Fusarium redolens
Lineage: Eukaryota; Fungi; Ascomycota; Sordariomycetes; Hypocreales; Nectriaceae
Exons: 1
Coding region: 12-422 (136 amino acids)
Source: RefSeq, a predicted model, not a curated record
GCUAAAGAAAAAUGAUGAUUUUGCAGGCCAAGGAGGACUGCUUCGACAGCAGAGCAGGUCUCUUGGUGUUUUUGCUAUCACUGAUUGAAAGUACACAGACUUAUUGGCUCGCGGAGCGCUACGAUAUUCCCUGUGAACAUUUUGCAAUGCACCGCAGCAUUGCUAAACUGCCCGCAAAAUUCCCGUUUUUCCCCUCGCCACAGCCUCCGGCGUUUGUUAACAGUGAUUGUCUCCCAAUAUUUCUUUUGGGUUCAUCCUCCAGUAACUCAUUCAACGCCCAGCUUCAUCAAUUAAGUAAGUAUACCAUUCAACCAAAAGAACAUCUCCAGCACGUCCUGUCCUGUCUCUGGACUUUCCCCCGCGGACCCGGGCUCUUGGAUCCCCAGUGCCCUCCACUUUUACUCCACACCUCCACCAGUUAGUACGUCUACACUGGCAAGUGACCUACUCCGUCGCUGCUUCUGGC